AUGGCGGCAGCAGCGUCGGCCAACGACAAGUUCCCCAAGGUCCAGGGCGGUGGCAGCUUGAUCCUAGCCUGGCAGAUCAGAAACAAGCAUGUCCUCGUCGUGGGCGGUGGCGAGGUCGCCGCUGGCCGCAUCCUCAACGUCCUCAAUGCCGAUGCCAUCGUGACCGUCGUCUGCCCGGCCGAUGGCCUCAACCCGGAGGUCCGCCACCGCGUGGCCAACAAUGAGGUCCACCACAUCGACCGCGUCUUCGAGCCUUCCGACCUCGAGUCCCUUCCCGCGAGCAACGGCAAUGCCCCAGACAUGGUCAUGUGCGCCAUCGACGACCCGGCCGCCUCAACCCAAGUCUGGAAGCUCUGCAAGCAGCACCGUAUUCCCGCCAACAUCGCCGAUGUCCCGCCCGAGUGCGACUUCUACUUUGGCGCCGUCCACCGCGAUGGUCCCUUACAAGUCAUGGUCAGCACCAACGGCAAGGGUCCUAGGCUGGCUGCCAGCAUUCGCAACUUCAUCGCCAAGUCGCUCCCGCCCAAUGUCGGCGACGCCAUCACACAGGUUGGCACACUGCGAAGCAAGCUGCGCCAGAUUGCGCCCAAGACGGAAGAAGGCCCCAAGCGGAUGCGCUGGAUCACGCGCGUGAGCGAUGCCUACUCGUGGAACGACAUGGUCGACCUUACGGACGAGGACAUGGACAACCUGCUCAAGUUCUACGGCCCGAAUAAGGUGCCCGAUCUCGAUGUGCUCAAGGGCAUGCGUGGCGGCCGCGAGGCCGAGGAGAUUGACGUCUUUGAUGGCUCCUUCGGGUUCUGCAUCGGAGUGUGA
Molecule: messenger RNA, 816 nt
Organism: Microdochium trichocladiopsis
Lineage: Eukaryota; Fungi; Ascomycota; Sordariomycetes; Xylariales; Microdochiaceae
Exons: 2
Coding region: 1-816 (271 amino acids)
Biological process (GO): siroheme biosynthetic process
Molecular function (GO): precorrin-2 dehydrogenase activity; protoporphyrin ferrochelatase activity
Source: RefSeq, a predicted model, not a curated record